AGGCUGACCAAGCAGGAAUUCUGGCAGCUGGUGCACCAGAGCUAUGGCUCUGAGCUGGGCCUGAACAGUGAGGAGAUGGAGAGCUUCCACUCAUCAUCUGAGGACAACGGACAGUCUCGAUCCAGCAUUUGUGAUGAUUCUGGUGAAAGAGAUGAAAAACUACCUAAAAUGAUUGGUUUAGUUCGGGAACCCACGCUUCAAACAGAAGGAGAGUCACUCGGUAGACACGCAUUGCCAGGAGUGGAGGAGUCCCCAAGUGAGAAGCAAAUAAAGAAGAGCCCUCUUCCAUCUUCAGAAAGAAAACCUGUUAAGCUAGGCAGGAGCAGGUCUUUAGAAAAGUCCUUGGACUUGAAUGAGAAUGAAAACCUUCCAGAGAAGAGCAGUGCCUCAGAUAGUGAAGAAGCAGUGAAGGAGACUGUCUCUGAGAAUGAUCUCUAUGGAAGACUUUUUAUAAACAGAGUUUUCCACAUCACUGCAGACAAGAUGUUUGAAAUCCUUUUCACCAACUCUCACUUCAUGCAGAGGUUUCUCAAUUCCAGGAGUAUAGUAGAUGCUGUAUCAACCCCUUGGAAUCGAGAUUCCAAUGGCAAUCAGUUGAGGACUUUGACGUACACUGUAACAAUUAACAAUCCACUUUGUGGGAAGUUCACGACUGCAACUGAAAAGCAGAUCCUGCAUAAACAGAGCCAGAAAGGUCAGUCUUAUCAGGUGGAUGCUGAAGUACUGACCCAUGAUGUCCCCUACCACGAUUAUUUCUACACUGUGAAUAGAUACUGCAUCAGCCGCACAUCCAGUCACAAGUGUCGAUUACGGGUUUCUGCAGAAGUGAAGUACAAAAAACAGCCUUGGGGCCUUGUCAAGUCUGUAAUUGAGAAGAAUACCUGGGGAGGAAUACAGGAGAACUUCAAACAACUUGAAUCAGACCUUCUAAUGGAGGAAUAUGCAAUUAAUCAGUCCAUAGAAGACUCUGGAAAAUUAGUUGCCCUGAGACGAAGACGACGCACUUUACACCGGGGUCUGGCAGAAUCACUUCCCAAACGCUCUUCACCACACCCCUCUGGUGACAUGGGAGCAGAGUCCCAGGGCAGCAUAAUAGGAAGAAAAAGAGAUGCUGUAAGUAGGACCACCACCAUCAUUGUAGUAAUGAGUGUCUUUUUGCUGCUCUUGGUCUUGCUGAAUAUAACACUGUUUCUAAAACUGUCAAAGAUAGAGCAUGCAGCCCAGUCCCUCUAUCAUGUCCAGCUUCAGGAAGAAAGCUCUUUGAACAUAUCCCCAGAAAUGGUAUCAAAAGAGGAGACUCCUCAAUAUGAUAAAGAACAGGUUAAACAUGUGAAGGGAGUUUUAAGAGACUCAAUUGAAAUGCUUGAGCAGCUAAAGAUCUCCCUUUCCAUGCUCCAGAGAAGCUUUGACCACUGGAACAGGACACAGAGCAGCAAGACAGAGAGUUAAUACCCACAUCAGCUUUUUCCGUUCAAGACGUCGGAAGAAAUGAUGUGCGUGUGAGGACUUGUGGGGUAGGGAUUGUAACUGUCACCUUUGGACUCAUUACUAUUUGGCUCAAAAGCUGCGCAGAAUAAAGGUUUCUGGAAGAAGU
Antrostomus carolinensis (chuck-will's-widow) is the source of this 1594-nucleotide messenger RNA. RefSeq names its product GRAM domain containing 1C (gene GRAMD1C). The record is from RefSeq and is a predicted model, not a curated record. The transcript has 12 exons. The annotation marks the transcript as partial. Gene Ontology annotation, cellular component: endoplasmic reticulum membrane; plasma membrane; endoplasmic reticulum-plasma membrane contact site. Lineage: Eukaryota; Metazoa; Chordata; Aves; Caprimulgiformes; Caprimulgidae. Gene Ontology annotation, molecular function: cholesterol binding; cholesterol transfer activity. Gene Ontology annotation, biological process: intracellular sterol transport.